AUGGAUAUUACAAAUAAACCCCAAACGUUCUCUUCGAUCAGAAGCAUUUAUGUUUGGUUGGAUGGCGCUAGACUGUUCCUCAGUCAUCCCACGAAGAAGAAAAAUAUCGUUCCGUCACUUCCUGCCACCCCUGCAUUUUACCACGGGCAACCCCGUUGCUCUUUCUUUUCGCACGUCAUGGCGGACCGGUUCAAUAAGGUUCUGCUAAUAGAUGGCAGGGGCCAUCUACUUGGCCGACUGGCUGCCAUUGUGGCUAAACAGGUCCUCCUGGGCCACAAAGUAGUGGUGGUAAGAUGUGAAGGCAUCAACAUAUCUGGAAACUUCUAUCGCAACAAGCUGAAGUAUCUGGCUUUCCUGCGCAAGAGGAUGAACACCAAUCCCUCACGUGGGCCGUACCACUUCAGAGCUCCCAGCAGGAUCUUCUGGAGGACUGUCAGAGGCAUGCUUCCCCACAAAACCAAGAGAGGCCAGGCUGCUCUGGACAGGCUGAAGGUGUUUGAUGGUAUCCCCCCUCCUUAUGACAAGAGAAAGCGUGUGGUUGUGCCAGCUGCUCUGAAAAUUGUGCGCCUGAAGCCCACUCGUAAGUUUGCUCUGCUCGGGCGUCUGGCACACGAGGUUGGCUGGAAGUACCAGGCCAUCACAGCCACUCUGGAGGAGAAGAGAAAAGAGAAGGCCAAGCUCCGCUAUUCCAAGAAAAAGACACUGGUCAAGCUGACCAAGCAGGCGGAGAAGAACGUUGAGAAGAAAAUCGCCGUAUACACAAACGUUCUGAAACAAUAUGGUGUACUUGUCUAACCUGGGUUUUCAUGGCCAAUAAAGAUAAUUAAAUGUU
Nothobranchius furzeri (turquoise killifish) is the source of this 832-nucleotide messenger RNA. It is a transcript of the gene rpl13a, whose product is annotated as ribosomal protein L13a. The record is from RefSeq and is a predicted model, not a curated record. NCBI's taxonomy places the organism in Eukaryota, Metazoa, Chordata, Actinopteri, Cyprinodontiformes, Nothobranchiidae. Gene Ontology annotation, molecular function: mRNA binding; structural constituent of ribosome. Gene Ontology annotation, cellular component: ribosome; cytosolic large ribosomal subunit. Gene Ontology annotation, biological process: translation; negative regulation of translation.